AUGGCCCAAGGCGCGCUCAAAAAGACAAAGCCAACCACCGGCAAAAAAUCCUCCUCGAAAAUCGGUCCCCGCGUAAUCGCACCCAAAAAGUCCUCCCUCGCGAAACAACGCAAGUCAAUGAAAAAGCUGUCGUCGGGCCUCAUAGCCAAAACGGAGCGUAGUCUGGCUGAGCGCGCGGGCCAUCUGGAAUUGUUGGCGAAUGCGAAGAAGGACAAGAUGAAGGAGAAACGGGCCGAGUUUAAGAAGAAAUAA
Talaromyces atroroseus is the source of this 252-nucleotide messenger RNA. RefSeq lists its product as hypothetical. Bases 1 to 252 code for a protein of 83 amino acids. NCBI's taxonomy places the organism in Eukaryota, Fungi, Ascomycota, Eurotiomycetes, Eurotiales, Trichocomaceae. The transcript has 2 exons. The record is from RefSeq and is a predicted model, not a curated record.